AUGGACUACUACAGUCUGUAUGACCCAAAUCUGGUUCCACAUCAAUCUAUAAUCACGCUUGAGACUAUCCCUGACCCGCCUUCGCCUCCACCUUCGCCUCCGCUGGUUUUGGCGCCACUUGUUGUUGUUGAUGAUGAGCAGCUUCAGCAGGAGGAGGAACAGGAGGAGGCUGAUCAGCCGGAAGUGGCCACCGGCGAGGUUGUUGCUGUUGGCGGCCGGAGUGGAGUGCCCAUUGAUGGGUAA
Messenger RNA from Linum tenue, 243 nucleotides. Lineage: Eukaryota; Viridiplantae; Streptophyta; Magnoliopsida; Malpighiales; Linaceae. The record is from the annotation of a GenBank genome assembly.